GGCAGGGCUAGUGGGCGGGGCGCUCGGUGAACCUGCAGGAGUCGCGCAUCCCCAGAGAGCGCAGCAUCAGUACCACAAGCCGGAGAAGACCGUGGUGAGACGCCCCUCAGCUCUGCUAGCCGGUGGGAACCACAGCCGGAGCUUUGCCAAUGGUAGUGCCGGCCCCAGCCUCUCCCCUUCGAGAGCGGAUUGCCGAAAGCCUUUGAGGACAUUUUAAGGAGUAAAAUCCUAGCAAGAGGAUAAAAAUCUGCAGCUUACCAGGAUGGCAGGAGCCUCAGUAAAAGUGGCAGUGCGGGUGCGUCCCUUCAAUUCCCGAGAAAUGAGCAAGGAUUCCAAAUGCAUCAUACAAAUGACAGGAAACACCACAACUAUCGUUAAUCCAAAGCAGCCCAAAGAGACACCCAAAAGUUUCAACUUUGACUAUUCCUACUGGUCUCACACAACUCCUGAAGACAUAAAUUAUGCUUCACAAAAACAAGUGUACUUGGACAUUGGAGAGGAGAUGCUACAGCAUGCUUUUGAAGGUUAUAAUGUCUGCAUUUUUGCCUAUGGCCAGACUGGGGCUGGCAAGUCAUAUACAAUGAUGGGUAGACAAGAGAAGGACCAACAAGGCAUAAUUCCCCAGCUGUGCGAGGAUCUCUUCUCUCGAAUCAAUGACACAACAAAUGACAAUAUGUCCUACUCAGUGGAGGUGAGUUACAUGGAAAUAUACUGUGAACGUGUACGUGACCUCCUCAAUCCCAAGAAUAAAGGAAACCUGAGGGUCAGAGAGCACCCACUCCUUGGACCAUAUGUUGAAGAUCUCUCAAAACUAGCUGUUACUUCAUAUAAUGACAUUCAGGAUUUAAUGGACUCUGGAAACAAAGCAAGGACAGUAGCAGCCACUAACAUGAAUGAAACCAGCAGCCGCUCGCAUGCGGUUUUCAAUAUUAUCUUCACUCAGAAGAGACACGAUGCAGAGACAGACGUCACCACUGAGAAGGUCAGCAAAAUCAGCUUGGUGGAUCUUGCAGGAAGUGAACGGGCUGACUCCACAGGAGCAAAAGGCACCAGACUUAAGGAAGGAGCAAAUAUCAAUAAAUCACUAACAACCUUAGGAAAAGUGAUCUCUGCUCUAGCUGAGAUGGAUUCAGGACCAAAUAAGAAUAAGAAGAAAAAAAAGUCAGACUUUAUUCCAUAUCGUGACUCAGUACUUACUUGGCUGCUCCGAGAAAAUCUAGGUGGUAACUCCCGGACUGCUAUGGUUGCUGCUCUCAGCCCUGCUGAUAUUAAUUAUGAUGAGACUCUCAGCACCUUAAGGUAG
Thamnophis sirtalis is the source of this 1303-nucleotide messenger RNA. The record is from RefSeq and is a predicted model, not a curated record. NCBI's taxonomy places the organism in Eukaryota, Metazoa, Chordata, Lepidosauria, Squamata, Natricidae.